AUGGCUAAUCAGGAAAACAAGUCCUCUGUGUACAUAUUCAUGAUUGUUGGAUUAUCUGAGUCUGAAGAACCUCAGCCUCUCCUCUUCCUCCUCUUCCUCUGUAUCUACCUGGCCACUGUGAUUGGCAACAUAGUGAUUCUAACCCUGAUUUCCUCGGACCGGCGACUGCACACGCCAAUGUACUUCUUCUUGGCCAACCUCUCCAUCAAUGAUAUCAUCCUCUCCUCUAUUACUGUCCCCAAGCUCCUGCAUAUCCUCCUCACAGCUCAGAAGUCCAUCCUCUACUCCGAAUGUGUCACCCAACUCUUUCUUUUCCAGUGCUUUGUGGAGAUUGAGUGCUACCUUCUGGCAGCGAUGGCCUAUGAUAGAUAUGUGGCUAUCUGCUUCCCACUCAAUUACGUACUUAUUAUGAGUAGAGAAGUCAGGUUCAAGUUGGUCAUAGCUUGCUUAUCAUGUGGUCUUGGGAACUUGAUUGUGCAAACUUUUUCCAUCUCCCAUCUUCAGUUCUGUGGUCCCAACAGAGUGGACCAUUUCUUCUGUGAUGUCACUCCUCUCUUCAAUUUGGCCUGUUCGGGAAAACAAGUUGGUGAGGUUAUGUCUUUUAUAGUCGCAGUAAUCACUGGGGUGGUGCCACUGGCUGUCAUUGUGGUAAGCUAUGUCUGGAUCAUCGCUGCAAUUGCAAAGAUUACCUCCAGUCGAGGUCGCUUUAGGACCUUCUCCACCUGCUCCUCUCAUUUCACAGUGGUGACUCUGUAUUUCACUAGUGGGACCAUCUGCUACAUCUGGCCGUUAUCCACUUAUGCCAUGGACAAACAUGUCAAGGUGGUGGCUGUAUUGUACGCUAUUUUGACUCCCAUGUUGAACCCCAUUAUUUACAGCCUGAGAAACAAAGAUGUAAAGCAAGCGAUAAGGAAGGCGUUGGGGUACAAGGGAGUAGAUUAA
Messenger RNA from Pseudophryne corroboree (corroboree frog), 942 nucleotides. RefSeq names its product olfactory receptor 5A2-like. Gene Ontology annotation, cellular component: membrane. Gene Ontology annotation, biological process: G protein-coupled receptor signaling pathway. The transcript has a single exon. The record is from RefSeq and is a predicted model, not a curated record. Gene Ontology annotation, molecular function: G protein-coupled receptor activity; odorant binding; olfactory receptor activity. The coding region runs from base 1 to 942 and encodes 313 amino acids. Lineage: Eukaryota; Metazoa; Chordata; Amphibia; Anura; Myobatrachidae.